Molecule: messenger RNA, 2743 nt
Organism: Stegastes partitus (bicolor damselfish)
Lineage: Eukaryota; Metazoa; Chordata; Actinopteri; Pomacentridae
Product: outer dense fiber protein 2
Exons: 17
Coding region: 104-2320 (738 amino acids)
Biological process (GO): regulation of cilium assembly
Cellular component (GO): centrosome
Source: RefSeq, a predicted model, not a curated record
CUGUAGCUCGAUAAUAGCGCCGUGUUGCUGCUUCAGAUUUGUUUAUUUGCUUCUUAAUCAGCCCUGAACUUGGUUUUAAUGUUGUUGUAACUUUUUUGAAAGAAUGAAAACCAGAGAAUCGCCGCCGCCGGUUCACGUCCACGUACCGGAGACCACACCUGUACAUGUUCACAUGAGAAGGAGUCCCAACAGAACCCCGCAGCAGAAUGUGGCUAAAGGAGAUGGAGGGAGGCCAAAGGUCCGGCAGCCGUGGAUUCCUCCAGGAAGACUGUCCUGCCGGAGAGAUUUGGGCUCCUACAAGAGCCAGACAAGCCGAGCGCAGCAUCAGUCAGACAGUGGGAUCAGACAUCAGCGUGAUGCAGAGGAGCCCGACGAAGAGUUUGCUGCUGUUUCAAAAAACCUCAGUGUCCUACUUAGAGAGCAAGAAAGCAUUCGCCGUUCAAAGAGGUCUGAUUCUCAGGGUCAACACAGAGAGACAGACGUGCUCCUCCGAGCUCUAGUUGAGGCAGAAAUCGAUGGCGUUGCUGUAGCUAAUCAGCUGACAACCCUGAGGGAAGCUAUCGACAGCCUCACCAAGGACAAACGUCUGUCAAAAAUUCACGCCGCCUCUCUGGGACGUCAGCGGGAGUUGCUGCUGGAGAAGAUAGAGAUGUUCGACAACACCAAUCACAGCCUUCGAGAGCUCCUCAGAGAGUGGAGCGAACAAGAGAAAGAAUGGCUGGUGUGGCUGGAACAGAAAGACGCCUUAAAGAAGCGGCUGGCUGACAGCGAAGCAGACAACAUCAGACUUUUGGCCAAACUCACCAACAAGGAGAAAGAAGCCUUUAAGCUCGCUGAGCAUUUGGACUUUGAAAAGGACAACGCAAAGACGACGGAGGAGCUUUCGAGGAUCCUUCAGUCGACCCGAAACCAUCUGGAGUCUCAGCUGGACCGAGCCGAGGCUGAAAAGGCCCAUCUGGCCGCUCAGAUUCAGAGGAUGCAGCAGAGCGACGAGCAGCAGCAGGAGGAACUCCAGCUUCUGCAGGAGGAGCUUCAGACUCUGAGGCAGCAGAAGCAGGACGAGGAGCAGAAACAAGACCAGGAAGCUCUGGUUCUUCUGACCCAGCAGGCCGAGCGAGCCGAGGAGUCCAACAGGCAGCUCACAGAGAAGCUCCACGAGAAGGAAUCGCAGCUGUCUCAGGCUCUGUCCACGUCCAGCGACUGGUGCCUCCGUCACUCGAAGGAAGCAGCUGCUAAAGGACAGCUGGAGGAAGAAACCUCUGCCCUCAGACUACAGGUGACUGAGCUGAACUCUCAGCUUCACUCAGCGGAGGAGAAGAGUCGGUUGGAGAGGGAGGAGCUCAGGGAUCAGCUUCAUCAUCUCAGUGCUGAAAACGCCUCCAUCAAGCUGGACAACCAGAGACUGAAGGGCGAUGUGACGUCCUGUGAGGAGAAACUCAGGGGACUCCACUCUGAAGCUCGGCAGCUGAAAUCGUCGAUCAGAAAGUAUGAAAACCUGGUGGAGAAAUACAAGAAGAAGGUGCAGCAGGCUCGCAUUGAGUCGGAGGAGUCCUGCCUGAAGCUGGAGGUGGCCCAGAGGGAGGCCCGGGAGGUGAAGGUGAGCCUGGACAGGGAGAAGGAGCAGGUGAGGAGGGAGCUGCUGGGUCGACUCCGAGAGCUGGAGACGCUGCCGGAACGACUGAGGAGGACGGAGCUGCAGCUACGAGACGCCCAGCAGGAGGCCGACGGCCACCAGAGGAGGAACGUGGAGAACAACGCUGCGCUUUCUGAAGUCAGACACAAGGUGGAACAGCAAGGAGCUCAGCUGGAGACGCUCCAGCAGAGGAACCUGCUGCUGCAGGAGGAAAACAGCGUUCUCAAGGAGAAAAUUCACAACUUAGAGCGGAGGCUGGAGGACCUGAAGGUGGAAAACCAAGAGAUGUGUCAGACGCUCAGCCUGAAGGAAGCCGACAGUCGCAGUGUUCAGCAGCAGCUGGAGGAAAAGACUCGAGAGUGCAGCGUUGUGUCCAGACAGCUGCAGCAGACGCUGGACGACGCUCAGAGACAGGUGGACAGCAGCAUGCAGAGGGUUUUGGCCAAAGAGAAAGCGUCCCAGUCGAAGGCGUUGGACCUGCAGAGCCAGCUGAGCCGAGCCAAAACAGAACUGAGUCAAGUGCAGCGAAGCAAGGAGGAGAUGGAGCGUCGCUUCCAGAGUCAGCUGCAGAACAUGAAGGACAGACUGGAGCAGUCCGACUCGACGAACCGCAGCCUGCACAACUACGUUCACUUUCUCAAAACCUCCUACGGAAACGUGUUUGGAGAAUCUUUAGUGACGAGCUGACGGCAAAAUUCUCCAACCUUUUAUCUUCCAAACAUUUAUCCAUUCCCAAAUUACAUUUAUAAAUCAUCUGCUUUUAUCCUGAGAGUAUUAUGACGUUCGUGGAAUUAUUAAACCUUAAAACAAACAAAAAAAAAGAAUUAAGUUUUGAUUACCUGAAUUUUAUUUAAAUUCUAUUAAAUGGAGAACUUCCUUCACAAUCCUGAUGACAUUUUAACGAAAAAUCUUCUAUCAUUCAGGGUUUUUCUGACUCAGCCUAGACUUUUGAAUGUUAAUCACAACAAAUGUGUCACAUUCAGUAAUGACAAUGAGUCUGUGCUUUCCCAUUUGAAAGAAAUGUGUGUUUUUCCCUGUUAUUUUCUAGUAUUUGAUGAACAAAUAUAUCUGUUAUGCUUGAAUAAAUAAAGCUUCUGGUCAAAAACUGAA